Messenger RNA from Rhagoletis pomonella (apple maggot), 2358 nucleotides. RefSeq names its product KIF-binding protein. Lineage: Eukaryota; Metazoa; Arthropoda; Insecta; Diptera; Tephritidae. The record is from RefSeq and is a predicted model, not a curated record.
AUUUAUUCGCUUGACAUUUGCGCUCAAAAGCAUUUUGUCUCACACGAAUCACCCCAUGUGCGACCGCGUGUUCAUUGACAUUUGUCGGCAAACAAAUUAAAGAAAAAUCCAAUUUCUCAUUGUUCGUCUACGUGCGUGUGGAAAAUUUGUGAAAAUGGUGAUUGCGAAAGAAAUAUUGACGGAUUAUAAGGAAGUCUAUGAAAAGGCUAUCAAAUAUGUAAACGAGGAAAGUAAAAUUGAUCCGCCUACAGAUCCAUUUCGUUCACACUAUGCUGCCCGCGAGCUAUUGCUGCAGAUGAAGGAAAAUCUUAAAAAUUCACUAGCUUCAAUUGUCGCUGAGGAGGCGGACGAUGGUCGAGAUGAUUUCACUUAUGUUGUGUUGCAUGCAUUUGUAUGUCGUGACCUUGGGCGUAUCGCAGUAUUCACUGAAGAAAUUUCAACCGGGGAGCGGCUGCUACAGGAGUGUUUAGAUUUGGUGGAGCCACACAAAAUGAAACCUGAGGCUAUUAUUCCAUAUGUGGGUGCUCUCAAUGAAAUAGGCAUAUUGCAAGCAAAUCGUUCGGAAUAUAAACUGGCAUUCGACACGCUAAUCAAAUCUGAACAAGCAUAUAAAGAGUUCUUGAAUACCAGUGGCAAAGCUAUGUGUAUUACUGAUAUAUUUGGCACACCCGAGUGGAAGAGGGCAAAGGAACCAAAGAACUUGAAGGCCUUUACACUUUGUGUACAUUUUACUUGGCACAGGUAUAUGGGCAUUUGGGUGAACUGGAGAAGUCUGCAAAAUAUUGCCAUAUGACGCUGCGCCGCCAAUUGGAUGCCAACUCUUACGAACCCAUUGAUUUUGCGUUGAAUGCGGCUACGUUAUCACAGUAUUUUAUAGGUGAAAAUAUGUUUAAAGAGGCGCGGCAUCACUUGGCUGCAGCUACCCAUAUUAUGGCUGAACACGAGGCCAAUAUGUUGACGCCAGAGUUGACUGAGGAACAGCGCGCUGACGUAACAGAAACAUUUAAGCAUAGGUAUGCAGAUGUAGCGCGCUGUUGGUCUAAAUAUGGGUUGGCGUUAUUAAGUGCUUCGAAAGAACGUUUGUAUAACGACGACGACGAAAAGGUGACUAAAGAUGUAAAACGCCUGACCGUUGAUCCAAAUGCGUACCGCUUUCCCGGACUGAAAAUUGACCUUUAUGAAGAUCGCGUAACUGCAGAUUAUUGUUUGACUUUUGACGACGCGAAACCUGUAUAUCAUUUCGUUAUUGACUGGCUAGACCAGGCAAAAGAGUACUAUAAACCAGAUAUUGAAGCGACGGAGUAUGCCAAAAUUAUUAAGGAUUACGCAGAAUUGUAUCAGCAUAUUGCUUUCUUCGAAGAGGACCCAGUUAACCAAGCAAAAAUGCAAAAACGUCGCGCGAAAUACUAUGAAGAUUUACUUGAACUCCUCAAUCCAGUCUUCUAUAUGGGUAUCUGUCGCGAAUGUUGGUAUGGCGCCGGGCUCUCCUAUUGUGCCAUUUUAGAUAUUAAAUUAGAUGCACUAAAAGAACGUCGUACCCCACAGCCACAAGAUUUACAAAAGAUAAAUCAAACCUGCCAAAAAGCAAUACAAAAUUUCCAAGAAUUUGUAAAAUCGUACACGGACAAAGAUAGUGACACGAUCAAAGCCAGUGCUGACGCGGAGGAGCAACGCAACGUGCUCUAUGCCUACUUUCAUUUGGGACGCUUACAUUUCAAAAUGAUAACACCCGAUCUAAACUUGCAACUUGAGAAUAUGAAUAAUAGCCUCAAGUAUUAUAAACUUUUUACGGAUGAAUGUGCAGCCCGCAAAGAGAUUGCCGAAACGCUGAACGCCGAAGUGGGCGUUUGCCGUGAAAUGGUUAAUUUGUUGCCGCUGAAAAUUGCCAAUAUAAAAAAACGUUUGCCAAAGUAGAUGCACCACAUCCACCACAUGUAUCACAUGCGACAUUUAUUUAUUUAUUGCAUUUAAAUUUUAGUUGAAAUUGAUUGAGGAUUGAGACAUUUUAAUGUGAUAACUUGUGUAAAAGUGAUUCAGGCGACGGUGCUAUUUUGGUACCUCCAUGGUUUGCUUCUGCUUGAGAAAAGUAAGUUCGGAACUGUCCAAUAGAAUGCAAUAAUUUAAAAUGAACGCUUAGGGACAAAUACAUACAAUGUAGCUAAAUACGUUGCCAAUUUGGUUAAUAAUUAAAUGAAUUUUAGAAUUGCAAUAAUAAAUACAGGUGGAUGGUUUUUCAAAUCAAUAUGUAAUUCGACCGUCUAAGGGCUGUGCACAAACAUUCUCUAUAUGUAUGUACGGUGACCAGAUUUCUGUGGACCAAAAUCGGGACAUUUCUAAAGCAUCGAAUCCGAGCAUACA